Suillus paluster is the source of this 903-nucleotide messenger RNA. RefSeq lists its product as uncharacterized. The transcript is spliced from 5 exons. The coding region runs from base 106 to 525 and encodes 139 amino acids. Gene Ontology annotation, cellular component: cytoplasm; actin cortical patch; actin cytoskeleton. The record is from RefSeq and is a predicted model, not a curated record. Gene Ontology annotation, biological process: actin filament severing; cell motility; actin filament depolymerization. Lineage: Eukaryota; Fungi; Basidiomycota; Agaricomycetes; Boletales; Suillaceae. Gene Ontology annotation, molecular function: actin filament binding.
ACGCGCAGCGCCACGUGAUUGUUAGGUCGGAGCUGGCAACUUCCGCUCCAGACUUAUCUUGAUCGAUUGUUUCCAACAUCUCUCCCACUCACUAUCUUAUUCGACAUGUCAUCCGGAGUUGUAGCAGCCCCCGAAUGCCUCCAGGCAUUCCAAGAACUGAAGAUGAGCAAAUCGCUCAAGUACAUAUUGUUCAAGUUGAACGAUGACCGGACGCAGAUCGUCGUGGACAAGAAAUCGAGCAGUUCUGACUAUGAGGAAUUUCUAACCCACUUGCCCGGCAAUGGCUGCAGAUGGGCUGUCUAUGACUUCAACUUUAAGUUGGAAGAUGGGUCGCAGAGGAACAAACUCUGCUUCUUCUCCUGGUCACCAGACGAAGCACCGAUUCGGGCAAAGAUGGUCCACGCAUCCUCAAAGGACGCACUGCGGAAGUCUCUGGACGGGAUUGGCAUCGAGGUUCAGGGAACAGAUGCGACGGAGGUUGCACAUGAAACUGUCCUCGACAAAGUGAAGCGCUUUGGCCGAUAGAAUCCUUUGUACUACUCUGGUUUGAUCUGUGAUAUUAGUUCGGAAGAUGUGUUACUAUAAACCUUUUUUGAUGUAGUAGCCGCGGAGAUUAGUUGUAUAAGGCUGCAAAGGAUUCACAUUAUCAUACAAGCAGAUGUAGCAAGGACUUUUCCAGAGUAUGAAGCGUUCGAGUUCCCCGUCGAUCGACGUGAAAAACGUCGAAAGGGAAAACACGGCCCUGGAUAGAAUUCGACACCAUGAAAUGUCUGACACGAUGCUUCGUGUUUCAUGUAAGUUACAUAAAGGUUGUAGGGGCGAUUCAUAUUAUGUAAUGUGCUUCCUACCCGCGGAAAACUGCGUAAGUGUUAUUUGGCAAGAGCUUUCACAAAUAACAGCACC